Messenger RNA from Closterium sp. NIES-67, 4383 nucleotides. Lineage: Eukaryota; Viridiplantae; Streptophyta; Zygnematophyceae; Desmidiales; Closteriaceae. The record is from the annotation of a GenBank genome assembly.
UCCACAAAUCCCUAGGCAUAGAAUAGGGUCAGGGUGGUUGCUUUUGUCGCCUGCUUCCUUUCAAGCGCCUUGUGAAAGCUGCCUUGAGUCUGGAGCUGCUUUGUAGAAAUUGUGGAGCUAGAGGUCUUUCAAAGUUGGCUGAUGGCGUCGGUCGGUCCCGUCCAGGUAGAGAGUGUUCCUGGCGGUCUCGUGACGCCUUUGCCGAUAGUCCGUACUCUGUCGUCUUCUCCCAUCUCCCAUCUUUUGUUCUUUCACAAAGCGAUUAAGGCCGAAUUGGACAAGCUUCACACCACUGCGUUGGCCUUAGAGCGCGGCGGAAAGAAGGAUACGCAGGUGUUGCUGGAACGCUAUGAGUUCCUUAGAAUGGUCUACAAGUACCAUAGCACGGCAGAAGACGAGGUGGUAUUCCCUGCGCUGGAUUCCCGCGUUAAGAACGUCGCUCAUGCGUACACGCUCGAGCAUAAAGUGGAGAGCGACCUUUUCGACCAGCUCUCCGACCUUGUAUCCAACCUAAGACGCGACGAGACCAUGGAACGCAGUCUAUUCAGCCAGCUUAUCUGCUGCACGGAGGCCUUGCUCACAGUGCUCGUCCAGCAUUUGUCCAAAGAGGAAGAGCAGGUGUUUCCGCUGCUGGUGGAGCAUUUCGACGCGGUGGAGCAGGCCAAUCUGGUCUGGCAAUUUAUGUGCAGCAUGCCGAUAAAACUCAUGGAAGAUUGCCUCCCCUGGAUGGCUUCGUAUCUCACGGAAAAUGAGCAAGAGCAGAUGGUGGAGCACAUGCACAAGAUUGUUCCGCAAGAGGAGCUUUUGCAGGAGGUGGUUUCUGGUUGGAUGAGCCGAAUGCAUGGCGUGUUCCCGAAAAUUCACGAGAGAUGGACAGGGUUGAUGAAGCCGAAGCUCUUAGGGACUAAAAUCGCUCACCAAUUGGCCGCUUCAGGAUCCAGUGUGGCAGUUCAUAAGGCUCCAAAGGGUUCACCUCGGGAUUCUACAGCUCCAGGAACCAGGCAUCCAAUUGACGAGCUGCUGUAUUGGCAUAAUGCAAUCAGAAAAGAACUGGAAGCUUUCAACAGAGAAGUGAAAGGCCUGGAGCUCAACACUUUCGACAACCUUACCAGAAGAUACCGGUUCCUCUCCGAUAUCUGCGUUUUUCACAGCACGGCAGAGGACCAGGUGGUUUUCCCUGCUCUCUCGCAGCGUGUAGACCUUCCAACACGCUAUGUACAGGCCCAUGCAAACGAGGAGAAGCUCUUCGCUGCAGUAGGGCAUCUGCUGGAUGAGGUCCGGCAUGUGAUGGAGCACAGCCCCAGCGCUGCUGAGCCACUGCUCUCAGAGCUGAAGCAACAAGCCUUGACGAUUGUCGAGUCCCUGGACCAGCACUUGCAAGCCGAAGAGGAUGACGUUUUCCCGCUGCUGCGGCAGCACUGCAGUCUGGAUGAGCAGCGACGGCUUGUCUACCGCUGCCUGCUGGUCAUGCCUCUCCGGCUGCUGGAGCGUGUGCUCCCGUGGGUCAUGACGUUCGUCACAAAGGAGGAGGCCACAGAGAUUGUUGAAAAUAUGAAGCUCGCAGCUCCGGAGAUGGAUGUGCCUCUGGUCUCUCUGUUCACAUCCUGGGCCAGUAAACACCCACCCCAAUCUGACGACACCACGGCAUCUCAAGCCUUAGAUUCCAGCGUAUUCGACAUUCCAAGACCAUUUUCAACUGUAAAAGCAGGAGACCAUUCAGUACACUCAAGCGCAUCUGGGGGGGAGGCAGCAUCAGGGGAGGUCGGAUCGCAGCGUACAGCAGCCAGCCCAAAGGACAGCGUCACUACCCCUCCCUCCAAGCGGGCUAGACUCCUCGGCGGAUCAUUCCAUAGCUUGCCAGCAAUCCUAGCCAAACCCGAGCCUCCUCCUCCAAUGCAGCUGUCUGCUCCCGACCCGGAAUCUCUUGGCUCUAAAGCGCUCAGCUUCUCAAGUACGGCAGGCCGGGCUCUCACUCUCUCAUCCGCCACCAGAGGGGGGUUCCUCACAGGAGGCGUGCUGGGUCCAGGGAUUUUUUCGAAUGACAGAGGAAGCUCAUCGAGUCAGCGGCCCAUUGACGCUAUCUUCCACUUCCACCAGGCGUUGAGAAAGGAUCUGGAGUACCUCUCUGCUGAGUCAGCGCGGCUCGCCACGUGCGACGAUGAUGCCGCCAGGGAUUUCAGCGGGCGGUUUCACUUCCUGUGGGGGCUGUACAGGGCUCACAGCAAUGCAGAGGACGAGAUUGUGUUUCCAGCGCUGGAGGCGAAGGAGGCGCUGCACAAUGUGAGCCACUCGUACACGAUCGACCACAAGCAGGAGGAGGAGCUCUUCGAUGCCAUUGCCGGCGUUCUGAACCAGCUCUCAGGGGUCAUCUCCUUGAUAAAGAAAGCCAAGGCGGUGGCUGCAAAAGCGGAGGAGAGUGGAGGGGAAGCGGAGUGGCAGGAGGCGAGGAAGCAAGUGAAGGAGCUGGAGGAGAGGAGGAGGGAGUUGGCGGAGAGAGUGCAUCGGAUGAGCCUGUCGGUGCGGCUGUGCCUGGACCAGCAUAUUUCCCGGGAGGAGCUGGAGUUGUGGCCGCUGUUUGGCAUCCACUUCAGCAUGGAGGAGCAGGACGCCAUUGUGGGGCGCAUCAUUGGCACCACAGGGGCGGAGGUUCUGCAGGCCAUGCUGACGUGGAUCACAGCAGCGCUUUCAGACGACGAGCAGGCGCGGAUGGUCGACACGUGGCGCAAUGCGUCCCGUAACACGAUGUUCGACCAAUGGUUGAGCGCCUGGUGGAAGUCCCCUGCGGGCUCGGCCAACCCCCUACCCCCCUCCCCCGGCCACCAAGACCACAAGGACGAGCUAGCGGAUAGCCUCUCCUCAGACGCCCUGCAGAUGGUGGCUGAGUAUCUAGAGAGCGAUGGGUCACGAGCAGCAGACCAGUGGGGCGCGGUAGCAGCGUCGCGUGCAGAUGAUACAGGUGUGGGUGGUGCUGGUUGUGGGGAGGUCGCGGAAGGGGCGUCAUUAGACAGGGCGGAUACGGGCAGGGAGGGAUGUGGUGCAGCAGAUUGUUCUGUUGUGCCAGGUGGUGAGGCGGCCGGGGGAGGGGAAGGAGGUGGUGGAAGUGGGGGUAGGGGUGGGGGUGGGGGGGUUGGAGGCAGUGGGGAAGUGGGUGAGAGUGGGGCGCAGGGGAAGGAGGUGGGGAAGGAGGUGGAGAAGGAUAAGAGGACGUUUCGCCCGGGGUGGCACAACAUAUUCCGCAUGAACCAGAAGGAGCUGGAGGCCGCCAUCCGCCGUGUGUCCAACGACUCGUCGCUGGACCCCCGGAGGAAGGCGUACCUCAUGCAGAACCUCAUGACCAGCCGUUGGAUUGUGGCGCAGCAGCAGCAGCACAAGUCGUCGCACGACACCCCUGAGGAGGAGGUGCUGUGCGCGUCGUACCACGACGAGGAGAAGGGCAUCUUCGGCUGCCAGCACUACCGCCGCAACUGCAAAGUGCGCGCCGUGUGCUGCGGCAAGCUCGUCUCCUGCCGCUUCUGCCACGACAAGGUUGCCGACCACGCCAUGGACAGGCAUGCAGUGCGGGAAAUGAUGUGCAUGAAGUGCCUGCAGGUGCAGCCUGUGGGGCAGCACUGUGCCACGCCUUCCUGCAAUGGCUACUCCAUGGCCAAGCACUACUGCAGCAUCUGCAAGCUAUUUGACGAUGCCAGGGACAUCUACCACUGUCCGUUCUGCAACCUGUGCCGCGUGGGGCGGGGCCUGGGGAUUGACUACUUCCACUGCAUGACAUGCAACGCGUGCAUGUCCGUCACGCUCGCCACCCACAAGUGCCGCGAGAAGGGCCUUGAGUCCAACUGCCCCAUCUGCCAUGACUUCCUCUUCACCUCCUCUGCGCCAGUUAAGGCCCUCCCCUGCGGCCACUUCAUGCACUCGGCAUGCUUCCAGGCGUACACCUGCGAGCACUACACCUGCCCCAUCUGCUGCAAGUCCGUGGGGGACAUGCGGGUGUACUUUGGGAUGCUGGAUGCUCUACUAGCAGCAGAGCAGCUCCCAGAGGAGUACCGCAACCGACAGCAGGCCAUUCUCUGCAAUGACUGUGAGGCCAAGGGAAAUGCGUCUUUCCACUGGCUGUACCACAAGUGUUCUGCCUGCGGCUCUUACAACACCCGCACCAUCUAGCAUGGACCCCACUGGGUGCAUGCUAAUCCCUGCAAAUUCCUAUCUUAUGAAGAAUAAUGGACAAACUCCAAAACUGAGGAAGCUAAUGGCUUCUUAACAAAGAGCACUUAGGUGCUCUUGAGUUGGAAAUGCUUGUAAAGUGGAUUGGUUUGAAAUUUGUGUAUCUUGUGUGGUAUAUUGAGGGAAUAUUACUAUGUAUCGAUUGUAGUACAUGACAUUUAUGCUCAU